AUGAGACGAUCAAGAGGUGAAUCUGUAGAACAUGAUUUAAAGUUUUUGCUUAACGCUGGUGAGAAUUCAAAUAAAUGUGGUGAAUGUGGGACACCAUUCCCUACCUACUGUUCAGUGAACUUGGGUGUAUUCUUGUGCGGUCGGUGUGCUUCCGUACAUAGGAAAGUGUUAGGCAGCAGAGAAGAUGGUGCUACUAGUAUCGUGAAAUCUUUAUCUCUUGAUAGAUGGUCUAAGCGUGACGUUCAAACUGUUGCCGAUCUUGGAGGAAACAAACAUAACAGCAGUUUUUGGAACCCUAAGAAAGAACCUUUCCCAUUUGACGGUGACGAGGAUCGUACUGCCGUUGAAAUGUUUAUCAGGGAUAAAUAUUUAAAGGGUAAGUUCAGACAUACCGCUGUCAAGGUGGAAGAUUUCAAUCUAGAGGAUGAUUCGUCACAAUUGGACUACAAGUCAUCCCGCCCAUCAUCUGCGUCCGGGUCCAGAAGAAACCGUUCUGCCUCAUCUGCCAGCAGUAGACCAAGAUCAAGAGAAGGAGACAGACCUCCGCUUCCAAAAAGGCCGGACAACAAAGUGCAAGAAGCCGUUUUCGAUGGAACAAGUGAACCAAGCCUACCUAGUACAGCAUCGGCAGAACCUCGCCCAGCAGUAUUCGAUGGGGUACAACAAUACUAUGAUCCAACUACCGGCCAAAUUUAUGUAGAUCAAAACUCCUAUGCGGCAAUGCAGCAGGCCCAGGUACAAGCAUUGGCACAACAAGUUCAACCUCAGUUUACACAACAGGUUCAACCUCAGUUUACACAACAAGUGCAACCCCAAUUCACACAGCAAUUACAACCUCAGUUCACCCAACAGGUACAGCCUCAAUUCACUGCUCAACCAUCGAUAGAUAAGAACACACUAUUAUCACUGUAUCAAAGACCAGAUUUAUAUUCUAGUGCCGUAGAAAUCAAACCGGAUAAUCCACAAUACCAACAGAUCCUGAAUCUCCAAAAACAACAGCAGGACCAACAACAGCAGCAACAGCAACUGCUACAACAACAGCAGCUACAACAGCAGCAACAGCAACAGCUCCUGCAGCAACAACAGUUACAACAAAUGCAAUACCAACAACCACAACAGUACCAACAACAAUUCUACCCCCCAUUCCAAUAG
Messenger RNA from Kluyveromyces lactis, 1152 nucleotides. RefSeq names its product Gts1p (gene GTS1). The coding region runs from base 1 to 1152 and encodes 383 amino acids. The record is from RefSeq and is a predicted model, not a curated record. The transcript has a single exon. Gene Ontology annotation, cellular component: Golgi apparatus. NCBI's taxonomy places the organism in Eukaryota, Fungi, Ascomycota, Saccharomycetes, Saccharomycetales, Saccharomycetaceae. Gene Ontology annotation, biological process: intra-Golgi vesicle-mediated transport; endocytosis; endoplasmic reticulum to Golgi vesicle-mediated transport. Gene Ontology annotation, molecular function: GTPase activator activity.